AGUAACUGUCGCUGGGGUUCAGGCCUCAACGGACUUUGCCGUCUUUUUUUUUCCUGGUUUAACUUUAAAAAGCAGUCUAACGGCCGUGCGUUGCGCAUUCGGGCUGUCUGUACUGUUGCACCACGCUAAGCGUUUGUGAGUGACUGGUACUGGAGCGAAAAUGGUGGCUGGGGGCAGGGAGAACCUUUAAAAACCUGUUGGUUCCCCAAUCCCUAAUACGGAUAGAUAGACUGGUCCGUGUUCCACCCCUCGACCAGGAGUUUUUUUCUUUGGCUUCCCCUUGCUCCUGGCUCCAAAAUUCGGCAAACUCAAGAGGUUCUCAAAAUGUCAGCUGUUAAGGAGCAGCUUAUUGAGAAUCUAAUUGAAGAAGAUGAAGUCUCCCAGAGUAAGAUCACCAUUGUUGGAACUGGUGCUGUAGGCAUGGCUUGUGCUAUUUGUAUCUUAUUGAAGGAUUUGGCUGAUGAGCUUGCCCUUGUUGAUGUUGCAGUGGACAAACUGAAGGGAGAAACAAUGGAUCUUCAGCAUGGCAGUCUUUUCUUUAAUACUUCAAAGAUUAUCUCUGGAAAAGAUUACAGUGUAUCUGCAAACUCCAAAUUAGUUAUUGUCACAGCAGGUGCACGGCAGCAGGAAGGAGAUAGUCGCCUUGACCUGGUCCAACGUAAUGUGAAUAUCAUGAAAUCAAUCAUCCCUGCCAUAGUCCAAAAUAGUCCUGACUGUAAGAUGCUUAUUGUUUCAAAUCCAGUGGAUAUUUUGACAUACGUUGUCUGGAAGAUAAGUGGCUUACCUGCAACUCGUGUAAUUGGAAGUGGUUGUAAUCUAGACUCUGCCCGUUUUCGUUAUCUAAUUGGAGAGAAGUUGGGUGUACAUCCCACAAGCUGCCAUGGUUGGAUUAUUGGAGAACAUGGUGAUUCAAGUGUGCCCUUAUGGAGUGGAGUAAAUGUUGCUGGUGUUGCUCUGAAGACUCUAGACCCUAAUUUAGGAACUGAUUCAGACAAGGACCAGUGGAAAAAUAUCCAUAAACAAGUUGUUGGAAGUGCCUAUGAGAUUAUCAAGCUGAAGGGGUAUACCUCUUGGGCUGUUGGACUGUCUGUGACAGAUCUGGUAAGAUCAAUUUUGAAAAAUCUCAGGAGAGUGCAUCCAGUUUCCACUAUGGUUAAGACCAAUUCCAGAUCAAUCGGAAGUGGCUUUGUGGCUUUGCAGUUUUUCUUCAAGAUGGCGACCGUCAAGCGUGAAUUUAAGAUUUUUGCUUCAGAAGAGGCCAUUCAUCCCAGUAAGGAAGUGGAUCAGUUGCUAUGGCCUGUGCAUCUUAUUAAAAUUCCUGUGUGGAGUGGAAUGAACAUUGCUGUGGUCUCUCCGAAGGUUCUGAACUCAGAUAAAGGAACUGAUAAAGACCUGAGCAGUAGGAAAAUGUCUACAAAGUAGUGGUUGCCAGUGGCUGUGAGGUGAUUAAAAAGAAAUGGGGUGUUGCCCUACCUGUGCUGGUUUAACAGAAAGUAUUCUGAAGAAUCUUAGGAGUGCAUCCAGUUUCCACCAUGAGUAAGGGCCACUAUUGAAUAAAUGAAGAAUAUACCUUAGUGUUCCAUGUAUCCUGGGAGAGAAUGUUAUUACAGACCUCAUAAAGGUAAAGCUGACCUCUGCAGAAGAGGCCCAUCUGAAAAAGGGUGCAGAAACUCUGGGAAAUUCAGAAGGAGCGCAAGUUUUAAAGUUGCUUCAAACUACCAUUCUGAAGUUAUUGAAAGAGAGAUAGUAGUUAGUUACAGGAUUAAAUACGUCAAACUUUUGAAUAAACUCAAAUUCCUAAAAGUCAGAAAAAAGGAGGGAAGAAUGACUCCUCUAUUUAGCCCCUCAGCUCUUUUAUUUAGCAUCCAAAUGUUGGAUGAUACUUAUUUUUUAUAAUUCCUAAGUCACUGCAUCAAAUAAGGUAUUUUGGUACCUCUGAUGUACCAGUACUUGCCUUGUAUAUUAUAUAUGUAGUUGCCAUUUGGUUCAAAAGAAUGUAUGAUGUGUGUUUAUUGUGUUUAGAAACUGUGAUUCUUUUCAUCAGGUGUAUGCUAAUUAUUUCGUUCUGGCUGGCUGAUACACCUAUGUUCAUUUGUAUGCUAUAAAAAAGCUGUAACUUCCUUUACCAUGUACAAAUAAAUGUAUACACAAAAAUAACUCAUUUAAAUGUUAGCUUCAAACCUAACACUAGAUUAAACCUUGCUAGUUUCUUUUUUACAAGUAGAUUUUCAUUUUUUAAGA
Messenger RNA from Kogia breviceps (pygmy sperm whale), 2241 nucleotides. The record is from RefSeq and is a predicted model, not a curated record. NCBI's taxonomy places the organism in Eukaryota, Metazoa, Chordata, Mammalia, Artiodactyla, Physeteridae.